AAAUCCAAAAUCUCCACCUACGACAAGAUGUGGGCCUUCAUGAGCAGCAGGAGGCAGUCAGUGCUUGUCAAAAGUAAUGAAGAAGGUAUCCAGCGAGUACUUACCUCUGAUUAUGCAUUUCUAAUGGAGUCGACAACCAUUGAGUUUGUCACACAGCGGAACUGUAACCUAACACAGAUUGGAGGCCUGAUAGACUCAAAAGGUUAUGGUGUUGGAACUCCCAUGGGUUCUCCAUAUAGAGACAAGAUCACUAUAGCAAUUCUUCAGCUGCAAGAAGAGGGCAAGCUCCACAUGAUGAAGGAGAAAUGGUGGAGAGGCAAUGGUUGCCCAGAGGAGGAAAGCAAAGAAGCCAGUGCUUUGGGGGUUCAAAACAUUGGAGGAAUCUUCAUCGUGUUGGCAGCUGGAUUGGUGCUUUCUGUCUUUGUGGCAGUAGGGGAGUUUUUGUACAAAUCAAAAAAAAAUGCCCAGUUGGAAAAGAGGUCCUUCUGUAGUGCCAUGGUAGAGGAGCUAAGGAUGUCUCUGAAGUGUCAGCGUCGAUUAAAACACAAGCCACAGGCCCCCGUCAUUGUGAAAACAGAAGAAGUUAUCAACAUGCACACGUUUAACGACAGAAGGUUGCCAGGUAAAGAAACCAUGGCGUAGAGCUGGGAAGCCAAAUACCCCAAGCACAAACUGUCGUCUUUUUUCCGAACAACUUUGCGAGAAUGUUUCCUGUGGAAAUAUGCAACCUGUGCAAAAUAAAAUGAGUUACCUCAUGCCGCUGUGUCUAUGAACUAGAGACUCUGUGAUCUCAGCAGUUGCAAUGGCCAGACUCGAAUCACAAGCAUCACGGAUCAACUUACGCGGGGUUACACUGUUCGCCAUGGGUUCCACCAUUCUGGAUGAAUGAACGUUAUAUGUGAGUUUUGUGGCUGGUUUCAAAUGCAGUCUCAGUGAGAAAUUACAGGUUCCUUUUGAAGUUCAAUAGUUACCUGGAGACGAACAGUAAGUGUCCAGGACGGUACUAACCACAGAAGGAGUCUAUCAAAAGUAAUGUCUCAGGACUGGAGUGAAACGAGAAACAGUACGUUCUUCUGAACUUGCAAGCAUAGAAGAGAUGGUAACUGCUGGCCCAUAUCUACAGACUGUAACUGCCAGCUGGACAGGCAAUAUCAGCUUACUGAACGGGAGAAAUGUUCAGAUGAAGAAAAUGUGAAUCCCAUGAAUGGAAGGUUAAAUAUGGGGAUGCUCACUUGCUUUUUGGACUGUCUGUGUCACUGAACUAAGUAAAUAAAUAAUAAAAAAAGGAACUUAAAUUUACCUGGGCUGGAACUCUUAUCUAAAAAACAAAAAAAAAAUCGUAAUUUUGACCUAAUUUUUAGAUGAAUAAAAGUUUCCUGAGUACCAAGAAACGUAUCUUACAACCCUUAGGUGUAUGCAAUUACCUUUUUUUUCCUUUAAUUGUGACAAAAGGGAGGGGGGUAGGAAGCAGUCUAUUUGGCACAAAGGGCUUGCAUUUUAGCCUGAAUGGGUUUUGAAACCCUUGUUCCUGCUACUAAUUGAACUCAAUGGAGCCUGUGCAAUUCUCACUAAUAUUGGAAGUGGGAUGGGUCACCUAAAAGAAGUGAAUGUGGAGAACUUUGGAGGACUGCAUUUUUCAAUACAGUCACAGUACUAAAUGAACAAAAUUCUUGAGCAGUUUUUUUUUUCAAAAAAAAAAUGUUCAGGUUUAUUUGUGGAAAUGCAAGAUUUCUAUGAAAAUAGUUUUUGUAUGGAAAUUUUUGUAAUACUUUUUAUCAACAAAAUAAGAACAUGUGUUUCUGUCGGGGGUGUAAUGCUAAGCAUGAAUGGUAGUGCGUGUGCACCACCAACGUUUGGUGAAAACUAUUUUUAUCAAGAAAAAGGAAUCUUAGAAGAGACAUAUUUUCAAGUUAGAUAAUAUGAAAACUAGGUGCACUACCACCACUGCUUACCAUGGUACACCCCUGGUUUCCAGUAGGCUGAUAACAUGCUGUCAUGAACAAUUGUGUAUAAAUGGUAAAAGACACAGACCUCUUGACCACAUUGUGAUAACAGUUGAAGUGCACUCAGUUUGCUGUUUGAAUCCAAUGCACAAAAUUAAAAAAAAAAAAAAAGCAUUAAAAUAAUGUCAGUUUUAGCUGUUUUGUUUUGCUGUGUGAUUUGAGCAAUACAUGUACAGUACAGUACUCUGUGUUGGUACUGGUACUUAUAAAAGCCUCAGUUUAGUGCCUCAUCCUGCUGAUUCUUGCCACUAAACAUGCAGCCAGAAAAUUUGCUGGGAUUUCUGAGAGAAGCCAGUACAGCACGUUGUGAUAAGUUUUUGCAGGAUCUGGCUUUUCAUUGCUAACAAGCUAUUUUGUAUGUCCUGCUUGUAGUGAGUUCCUGGACAUAGCUUUUUGAAAUACUGCCCUACAGAUGUUGAAUCUCACACCUCUGUCUAGUGUAAAUUUAUUUAUAUCCCAACAAAAAAUGUGUAGGAUAGACUACGUAGGAAUGUUAUGUCAGUCACAAAAGCUUAUAACGAUUGUCUUUAUGAGGAAAAUAUUUCAUUUGGCUAGUUAAAAAAAAAAUUUAAAAUUAUCAUAAAUAACCAGUCAUUGGUGAAUAAUGAGACCAUUUGUUUACUGGGGCAUAAUUUAAUCUUAUAAUCACCCAAACUGUAGAAAAUAUAUAAUGAAAUUUGGGUGGAGGGGUGAGGGGAGGUUUGUGUCUACUACCCAGUUCUCAUAAAUCUUCAUAGACACUGAGCUGGCCAUUUUCAUUGUGAAUAGGGACUGAGAAAGCAAAAUCCCUGAUGUUUGUGAGAGUUUCAUCCCCAUUUAUGUGAUAACAAAUACCAGGUUAUCUUUGUAUGAAGUAAAAAAAAAAAUAAAAACACCUUCAGCAAAGAUUCUGAAAAUAAGUAUAUUUACGUAAUGCAUAUUUAAGUUUAAGUUAAUUCUCUAAAAUACAAAGGAGGAAAAAGUAAUUGUUUUACAACGUAAUAAAAACUCCUAAUUAUGCUGGUUUGGAAUGGAAAAAAAUUGGCUAUUGCAUUUGAUUGAUGAUUUACAAUAAAAUUUGUAAAAUUAUGAAAUAAAAUGCUGUAUUAUAUUCAAACUAACCUUUCUUUUCUCCAUUAAGGGUGUUGAAAUAAGUAGGAGUUCCUUUCUCCACUUGAUGCACAUGAUUAAUUUUUAUUAAACUUUAUGUGAGCCACAGUAAGUAUGGAUGUGGAAAAUGUCCAAAAUAUUUCAUUGGGUCUGAACAAGACCCAAUGGAGGAACAAGAGUAACAAGAGGAACAAGGAUCCUAAGGAACAAGAGGAACAAGAAUCCUAAUGCAGAAAGCAGUGUAGCUUUAUUAGAAUUUCAGUGAGAAUUUCAACCUUCCAUUAAGCGAAAUAUGCAAAGUAACUGGCGAUUUGUAUUUAAAAUCAAGACUAGAAAUGCAUGGCUCAGCAGAUUCGUAAUGGCUUUUGUUUGGUAUAUAUAAUAAUUCAUGAUGUUACUUUAUUGUGCAUUAAUAGUUAUUUUUCACAGAAAAUUAACGCAUUAAAGAAAAAUUACCAAUACACAGCUGAACCCCAAAGUAGUAGAAAAUAAUGCUAUUACUUUUCACCCUCAAAAGCUCAAUGGUUCAUUUUCACUUCAAUAUUAUGAAAAAAGUCCUGUUCUGAAGAAAAUUUCCUCAUUUUGAAAGGCUGCUGAGUGACUAGCACCAAACCCUCAUGUAGUAUAAAUUGCUGUAGCAUCAUCAAAGUCAAUAGAACUGCACUGCCUUACAUCAAGUGAGUAUCUGGCCCAUGAAGAUGCAGAAUCAGUCUAUACGUAACUGCUUUAUGUGGUUUCAUGUAAUAGCUCAAUUAGUCCAUUGAUUUGCAAGGACAGGAUGAUGGCUGUUUCUCUGACUGAUGGCUGCUUCUCUGACUGACCUUAAAUGUCACUCCAGAGAAGAUUUUUAAAGGAAUUAUAGCUCAGUUUUAUGGUGCUACCUGGUGGAUGAAAAUGGGAGUUAAAAAAUGGAAGAGACUUUUUUUUUUUAAUGUAUCUGUUUCAAGGAAGAUUGAGGUCUAUAGUCUUUAAUGAGUCUCAAGAAACAGAAUUUAGAUAUUCAGGUUGCCUCAGCAUCAUUAUAUAGCAAUAGACAACUACGUGGAUAUACAGAAGAGAUGACAAAAACUUUAGCUUUUUGAUUAAUGUCAUUUGUGAAGGACUGGUAAUGAAAAUUGUCAGCAGAAGUCAACAGACGUGGCGUUUUACAGUGAAUGAGGAUAUGGUCCAUUAUAGACAACUGCAGGCAGUUUCCAUAGUAUUAUCCCGUUAGAUAAAUACAAGACCAAACAAACCAGGGAGUAUCUGGCAAUUUUUGUGUGAGAGAAUAUUUUCUGAAAUGUGUAGCUCAAUUUUUAAUUAAAGAACUCUAUAUAGGUUUGAAAAACUUAUUUCUUUAGUGUUUAAAUUAUUUGAAGUUCUGUGAAAUAGUCCUUCCAUCAAGACUUCAAACAAACAAACAAACAAACAAAUAACAAACAUUAUUCAGCCCCAUAACACUAAUUAGUUAAUAAGUCAAAAUGGAAAAGAUAUUAUUUAUGAAGAAGCAAACCACCCAAACCCAAAGCCUUGAACUAAAUUAGGAAAAAAAUGCUGUGAUAGUCUACAAAAUCAAGAUAUUACCAAGAAAAAAGGGUCAUGAGCAGAGAUAUUAACAUACAAAGAGGUAAAGAUAAUUCUAUCAAAUUGCUUUUGUAUUAUUAUAAUACUAAGAAAGUUAGAAAAAUGUUUCAAAGUUCUUUAAUAGAGCUUAGUCUCCAAAUACACUAGAGUCUCCAAAUACGCUAUCAAUUACUCAGUACAGUGAGCAAAAUAUUGGCCCCUUUGAAAGCAGUGUCAAAACUCCUGUUUCAAAGGAGUCAAGACUUUGCCGAGUGCAUUCCCAAAUGCUAUACUCAGCUAAAUGUGUACUGAUAUAAAUAUUAAAGGCAAAAUAUGAUACCAGCCUGCCUUCAGGUGUUCAAUAGCAGUUGUGUUUUUUGUCCUAUUUUCAAAGGUGUAUAGGAAGAAAAAGGGUCACUGUGGUUGACUAGUCUGACAUCCAAGACAGCAUCAUUGCUUUCCAGCCUCAAAUUUGUUGGUGUCUUAUCACUCCCAGGCUUGCUUCUCUGCCUUCUUACAAGCACUUUUUACACUUUUUAAUUUAUUUUCAGUGUCUUUUUCUUCAGGCUUUCCUAUCAAAUGUACUUCUAAUUAAAAUUAAAGUUACUAAAGCACCUCAUCUCCCAAGUUUGUAUCCACGAGACAAACACACUAGCUUUUAAUGUGACUGUAAUCUGAUUGUCCUUCUCUUCAUUUAUUACCCCUUCUGUCCCCUGCCUGUGUUACCUCCUCCUGUUGUUCUUGUAUUUUCCUAGACUGUAAGCUCUUAGGGGGCAGGGAAUCUGUGUUUGAUUUGUUAUAUGAAGCACCAUGAACUAUGGAGCUAUACAACUAAUAAAAAAGUAGACCUUCUUAAAUUAUGCUUGCAGUGAUACUGAUCUAAUUGACUGCCAGUCUAGUAAUAUAUUGUUUUAACUCAUUGCCUGGAAUCCUAAUCACUAUGGCAUCAGAAUAAACAGAAAAUAAAAAUAGUAAAGCCAACCCAAAGGAGCUAUCGUACUGGCUCAUCUUACUGGAAAUUUCUCUGGAGGGUCAGGGUAUAGAAAUACAGAACACCAUGUUCAGAUAGCUUCUAUACAGGUUUCAAUAAGAAACCUGCUACAUUAAAAAUGGGACAUAUAAAUUAAUACAUAAAAAGAAGGGUUGUAUGUAGGAAGAGUUUUGCAGAAAGCUCAUCCAAAUUCAAAGCCAGAUAAAAUCUUGAAUUGUUUUACUCUUGUAAAAAUUUUGAGUGAGCAAUUUAUUAAAUUGAACACCAAACACCUUGCCUUUGUUCAUUGCCUUACUUUAUGAAUUAUUUUAUAAUCAUUAUUAGAAAUUUUUUAAUGAGAUAUGACUGUAAUUAGAACUAAAAUACUUCCUCUCUCUCAUUCAUAGCCAGCAACUCUUUCUGUGACGGAAGAAAUGAUACAGUUGUGGGAAUUUGAGAAGAAUGCUUGAUGUAGA
This is a messenger RNA of Struthio camelus australis, 6080 nucleotides long. Lineage: Eukaryota; Metazoa; Chordata; Aves; Struthioniformes; Struthionidae. The record is from RefSeq and is a predicted model, not a curated record.